Molecule: messenger RNA, 939 nt
Organism: Pseudozyma hubeiensis SY62
Lineage: Eukaryota; Fungi; Basidiomycota; Ustilaginomycetes; Ustilaginales; Ustilaginaceae
Product: likely mitochondrial ribosomal protein MRPL17p
Exons: 1
Coding region: 1-939 (312 amino acids)
Cellular component (GO): mitochondrial large ribosomal subunit
Molecular function (GO): structural constituent of ribosome
Source: RefSeq, a predicted model, not a curated record
AUGUCGGCAACAAGGUCCGCCGCGCCACGCUUGCGGCUGCUGCAGUCUCAGCCGCUUGCAAAGCGUCUCUUGCACUCCACUUCCAGUAGCUGUGCCGCACCAGCUGCGGCCUCCAGCUCCGCAGCGGUAACGUCUGCUCCAAUCGCCGACACAGGUAGCGCAUCGUCUUCAUCGAACAAGAUCAUCAGCUCGCUCAUCCUCUCCAGACCGCCGGUCAUCCUGCGCGAGCCGAGCAGCUUCGAAAAGGCCUACCACGAAUACAAUCGCCAGCUCUCUGAAGCGCUGCAGCAACCCUUCCCGAAGGACUUUUACUUCAAGAAGGGAUCCGCAGCCGAGAAGCGCUUCGAGGAGGAUCAGGCCAGCUCGCCACAAGGUUUCUCAGCCAUCGCCGCUGCUGCCUCAGGGUCGGCGUCGAAGAGCAAGGCCGGCAAAGGCAAGGAGGCUGCUGCUACGUCUUCCUCUCCUUCGUCCUCGGCUGCUGAGGGUGACGCAGAGAGCCGACCAUUGUCAAGAAUCACCAAAGCGGAUGAGAACAACGACGUCCGCAGUCUAGAAAGGAGGCUCGAUCGAACACUCUACCUCGUAGUCAAGCAAAAGUCAGUCAAGGGCGCUGCCGCCUGGCGUUUCCCAGCCAAGGCACUCACCGACACCAAGCAUCAGAAUCUCCACGACGUUGCGCCUACAUCCGUUUCCGAAAGUUUGGGCUCGAAGAUGGACAUCUGGAUGGUGUCAAAUCUUCCGGUAGGAUUGUAUAAGCCGGCAGACGCCGCGGCUGAAAAGACGUACUUCCUGCGAGGGCAUGUACUCGCUGGAAACGCCGAGCUGUCCGAUUCCAAAAGCGGGCAAGUCGAGGAGUUCCAAUGGCUCACAAAGGAGGAGAUCGAGAAGCUGAUGGAGUCCAACUACUGGUCGAACGUUGAGGACCUCCUCGAUCCGUGA